This is a messenger RNA of Lineus longissimus, 1853 nucleotides long. Its product is annotated as cell division cycle protein 16 homolog. Gene Ontology annotation, molecular function: protein binding. The transcript has 10 exons. The record is from RefSeq and is a predicted model, not a curated record. Gene Ontology annotation, cellular component: cytoplasm; anaphase-promoting complex. Lineage: Eukaryota; Metazoa; Nemertea; Pilidiophora; Heteronemertea; Lineidae. Bases 9 to 1763 code for a protein of 584 amino acids. Gene Ontology annotation, biological process: positive regulation of mitotic metaphase/anaphase transition; cell division; anaphase-promoting complex-dependent catabolic process.
UCUUCAACAUGGCGGGCGAAUCCGAAGGAGAGCAGUGUUUGAAGGCAAUAAAUGCCCUUGAUCUGGUCAAACUGCGAUCUGUUUUGCAUGAUUAUAUUGAUAAGCAUCAGUAUGACAGUGCGUUAUUCUGGGCGGACAAGAUUCUCUCCUUAUCCAAAGGUGAGAUCUUGGAUAUCUACUGGUAUGGCCAGACCAUGUUCCUGACGGGCCAGUAUCACAGGGCAGCACAUUUACUUGUGUCAAGGAAUCUCCAUAAAAGUCAUCUUGCAUGUCGGUACCUUGCAGCGAAAUGUCAUUAUGAGUGUAAGGAAUGGCAGGAAUCCCUGGACAUCUUGGACACACCAGAGGCUUCUUCAAACAAAUCAACCACGAAAAUCAAUCAAGAAUCAGAUGAUGGUGUACCUGUGAAAGGGAUGAAUGCCUCUAUAUGUCUCCUGAGAGGGAAGGUCUACGAGUGCAUGGACAAUCGCAAUCUGGCCGCGGAAUGUUUCCGAGAAGCUUUGAGACUGGAUGUGCAUUGUUACGAGGCAUUUAACCAUCUCGUCAACAAUAACAUGAUGUCUGCACAGGAGGAACGAGAACUCUUGGACUCCCUGCCAAUCAGUAAACAGUGUCCGGAGGAAGAGAUUGAACUCGUACGAUUUCUGUAUGAAAAUAAACUCAAGAAGUAUAAUAAACCCAGUGAGCUGGCCAUCCCUGGAUCACUCGACACCCUCCAUGAAAACCUAGAUGUUGUUGUCAACCUGGCUGAGAGACAUUACUACAACUGUGAUUUUAGAGAGUGUGCGAAAAUAACCUCAAUGGUGUUAAAAAAGGAUCCUUACCACAGUCACUGUUUACCAUUACAUAUUGCUGUGUUGGUGGAGCUACAGAAGUCCAAUGAUCUGUUUCACUUGGCUCACAAACUCGUUGACCUCUACCCGAAUAAACCUGUGGCCUGGUUUGCCGUGGGCUGCUACUACCUUGUCGUGGGGAAGAACGAGCCUGCCCGGAGGUACUUCAGCAAAGCGACGACGUUAGACCGGGUAUUUGGGCCGGCGUGGUUGGCGUUUGGACAUUCAUUUGCCUCAGAGAAUGAACACGACCAAGCUAUGGCUGCAUAUUUCACUGCUGCACAACUUAUGAAAGGGUGUCAUCUGCCUGUCCUCUACAUCGGUUUAGAAUACGGCCUGACCAACAACCCAAAGCUGGCAGAGAGAUUCUUCACGCAGGCUCUAACGAUAGCUCCAGAAGAUCCAUUUGUUCUCCACGAGAUGGGUGUCAUUGCCUUUCAAAACCAAGAUUGGCACGGUGCUGAGAAGUAUUUCCUGGAUGCCUUGGAGAAGAUACAAGCUGUGAGCAGCGAGGUCAUCGCAGAAAAGUGGGAACCUCUGCUGAACAAUAUGGGACACACUUGCAGGAAAUUAAAAAAAUAUGAAGACGCCCUCGACUAUCAUCGCAAGGCACUCAUCUUAUCACCACAGAACCCCUCCACAUACUCUGCGAUAGGAUACGCCUACUCGCUCAUCGGUGAAAGUGCCAUGGCCAUAGACUAUUUCCACAAGGCAUUAGGGUUACGUCGUGAUGACACAUUCUCAACGACGAUGCUAACUAACUCUAUUGGACAAUUAAUGAACGAGAUGUCACCCUGUGAUGGGGCCGAAGAGACCAAUUCCAUAUUUGACGCGUCCACCUUGUCAACAUCAAAUUUUGACACUUCCACUACAUGUAUGUCUGCCUCAAAUUUCGAGUCCUCAACUAUUUCAAUCGAAGGGAAUGACUGAUGGAAUGAGUUGUCUGAGCUGUCAGACAGUCUCAGUUUGGGGUGUCAAAUAUUUGUGAAAAUUGUACCACAUGACAUGUUUAUCAGUAAG